This is a messenger RNA of Macrosiphum euphorbiae (potato aphid), 423 nucleotides long. NCBI's taxonomy places the organism in Eukaryota, Metazoa, Arthropoda, Insecta, Hemiptera, Aphididae. The record is from the annotation of a GenBank genome assembly.
AUGGAAGUCUGCACCAACGAGAACGUUAACUGUGCGGUUGCGAGUGAAGAUUUAUCGUGGGCAUUGCAAAUUGGCGAUCUUGACACGGUCAAAGAACAGUUGCAGAGACUUGCUAAAGAAAACGGGGAUUGGGAUAUAAACAAUGUUUCAAAUGGAAGAACUAUGUUACAUAAGGCUUGUGAUUAUGGUCAUUUGGAUAUUGUCGAAUAUUUAAUUCAAAAUGGUGCUGAUAUAAAUAAGAAGGAUAAUUUCGGUAUUACUCCAUUGCUGUGUGCCCUGUGGGAAAAUCAUUUCAAAGUUGCCAAGUAUUUAAUUGAUAAAGGAGCAAUUACAAAUUUAUUAACACCACAAGGAUUGAAGUACUAUGAAUGCAUUGAAGAUUCUGAGAUGAUAAACUUAUUAAAGCGACUAGAAACUCAAUAA